GAAAUUAUUUCCUGUUUAUGAUUGUAAUCAUUUUGAGUAAAGUCAACUCUAAAAAAUUAAAAGUUUGCAUGCAAGAGCUUAAUUCGGUGGAAGAAAAAAUGAGGAGAUUAGAAAUGGCAGAAAACUAUUUUAAACCUUUUUGGAUGAGUGUUAUUAGCGCAGUAUUUUUUAUAGUAUAUUUAUUAGUUCUUUAUGUGAUCCUUUUUGCAAAAUGUGUGGAGAUUGUUAACAGUGUUUCAAUCUUCAUUACGAUAGCUACAUUUUAUUUUCUAUUAGGAACACCUUACGUAAUUGAAUGCAAAUUUUUUCACAUAAUAAGUUUCAUAAAAAAUGAGUUUUAUAAAGUGAAUGAAGCACUACGUCAAUUGUCAGAAACGGAAUUUUAUUCACCGCAGAAAACAAAACUGAGUAUUAUGCAGUUAGGACUAAUUUGCACAGCCAAAAGAAAUUUGGAUAGUGAAAGAAAAUUACUAGAUAUUUUGCAGCAAAUACAUUUAGAUUUAGUAAAAAUCUCAAGGUCUGUCAACGAUAUGUUUAGAAUUGAAAUACUCACUUCAGUUGGGUUAUCCGUUAUUUUCUUGAUCUUUAUUUAUAUUACAGUUGUUUUUAGUAUACUUAAACUAAAGACUAGUAUGCUCUCGCUAACAAUAAUUUUAUCAAUCUACUAUUUGACGAAAAUUCUAGCAAUCAACCACAUAUGUCACACGACCAGUGCAGAGGCGUCGAUGACUGAGAAGGUUUUGUUUGAAUUGUCAAACAUACAGGCUGAUGAAGGCUGCUUUAAUAAGAUUGAACAAUUUUUAUUCACAGUGACAAACAAUCGUUUGCAAUUUACUGCUAAUGGAUUCUUUCAUUUAAAUCACAAUUGUAUUCAAUAUAUAGUUGGAAUAAUGACACCUUACAUUAUUACGACACAAUAUGUUAAAAUAAAUAAGGGAUGAGAAAGAAAAUACUGUUUUAAGUUAUAAAAGCCCCAAAUUAGAAAAAAACAGACCCAAUAUAGAAGAAUUUUAAAU
Messenger RNA from Leptopilina heterotoma, 1016 nucleotides. RefSeq lists its product as uncharacterized. The coding region runs from base 18 to 941 and encodes 307 amino acids. Gene Ontology annotation, biological process: sensory perception of taste. The record is from RefSeq and is a predicted model, not a curated record. Lineage: Eukaryota; Metazoa; Arthropoda; Insecta; Hymenoptera; Figitidae. The transcript has 7 exons. Gene Ontology annotation, cellular component: neuronal cell body; dendrite; axon.